Messenger RNA from Encephalitozoon romaleae SJ-2008, 522 nucleotides. Its product is annotated as 40S ribosomal protein S8. The transcript has 2 exons. Gene Ontology annotation, molecular function: structural constituent of ribosome. The record is from RefSeq and is a predicted model, not a curated record. Gene Ontology annotation, biological process: translation; maturation of SSU-rRNA from tricistronic rRNA transcript (SSU-rRNA, 5.8S rRNA, LSU-rRNA). Gene Ontology annotation, cellular component: cytosolic small ribosomal subunit; ribosome. The coding region runs from base 1 to 522 and encodes 173 amino acids. NCBI's taxonomy places the organism in Eukaryota, Fungi, Microsporidia, Unikaryonidae.
AUGGGAAUAAACCACCGAGGAGACCAUAAGCGUAGGAAGACUGGUGCAAAGGCUGUCAUUAGCCGCAAGAAGCGUAACAACAGGGCAGGGUCCCAACCAAGUGCAACGAAGAUAGGGGAGAGGAGGGUUAUGCCUGUUAGAGUGAGGGGUGGAAAUAGGAAGCACAAGGCGCUGAGACUGGAUGUCGGGCACUUCAGAUUCAUCACCACUGGAAAGAUCCGGCCGGCAAAGCUUCUGCAAGUUGUGUACCACCCCAGUUCCAAUGACCUUGUUCGUACCAAUACAUUAACGAAAAGCUCUGUUGUCAAGAUAUCUGCAGAGGGAUUUAAGGAAGACAUUAAGGCAGUAGCAAGUAACGUUGAUCCUGAGUUGCAUGAGAGUUUCGAGAAAGGCUACUUAUACGCAAUUAUCACUUCAAGACCAGGACAAAUUGGAGCAGCAACAGGACAUGUGUUGCAAGGAGAUGAGCUGAAAUUCUAUUCCGACAAAUUCAACAAGAAGACAAAGGAAGUUCGGAAAUAA